This is a messenger RNA of Toxoplasma gondii ME49, 4750 nucleotides long. RefSeq lists its product as hypothetical. The transcript is spliced from 7 exons. Lineage: Eukaryota; Apicomplexa; Conoidasida; Eucoccidiorida; Sarcocystidae. Gene Ontology annotation, molecular function: chromatin binding. The coding region runs from base 963 to 4169 and encodes 1068 amino acids. Gene Ontology annotation, cellular component: nucleus. Gene Ontology annotation, biological process: regulation of gene expression. The record is from RefSeq and is a predicted model, not a curated record.
CGCAGAGCGCUCUUUUUUCAGUUUUCUGGGCCUUUUCCUCCCGCAGUAUUCCUUUUUCUCUCCCCUCUUUUUUCGGUUCUCUGUUUCCUCGAAUUUGCUUGCUUUUCAAUUUCUCCUCGACUCCUGUCGUCUCCGCUGUGGGUCGAGAGAACUGAGGCUUUUUCCUCGGCCUUCCUCGUCUCCCUGUGCGUUUUCGUGCUGCGCAUGACUCUUGCAUUCGUUCUCUACUCGCCAAGCGUCUCUGCACUGCCUUCUUCUCUGUGGCUGUUUUUCUCCUUUUUCCAUGGCCGCCGCGCGCUUUUGUCUCCUUUUCUGCCUUCGAACAUCAAAGGAAGAAGGAACAUCCGCGUUUCCCGCGCUACGACCGUCUACAUGCGUCCUGGCUUCGCUGGAAGAGACGAUUCACCUUCCAACGACGACAACCUUCCAUCUUCUGUUCCAGUGGCUUUGCCCGCCUGCAGCAACUCCUCUUUCCCCUUUUUAAAGAAUUUCUACCUCUGUUUCUCGCGCCUGGAGUGUUUUUUGUAGCCUCUCCUCCGUCUGCGUCUCGCCUCGGCCGCUCUGCUCUCUUUUUGCCUCGGCUCCCCUCUGCCUACCACGCAUGUUCUCUCCUUCUCCCGUUUCCUUCCUUCUUCGCUUCUUUUCCGUCUCGUCAACUCUCCAGACAAGGAGCUUCAGGAGAAGGCCUCACCCUUCUUCGGCGCCCAGAGAAAAGAAUCGAAAGCAAUCCUCCUGGAAGAAACACACCUGCACCUCUGCGUGCAGCGAGACAGCAACGCCCACAGGGAGGUGGUGAGGAAGGCGCCCGCGGUGACUUUCGUUUAAGAUGGCAGGCAGACGACAGACGGUCCGUCUGCUCUCCUAGUCCUUCCAGGUUCAUUGGUUGAAAUGCGUCGAGCAAGGCACUCUGGGGAGACAGGGAAGCCCCGAGACCUCUUCUACAAUCGGAAAGAAGAAGCAAAAUGACAGAGAGAGAGAGAAGCAGCGACUCGCACUCCGCGCCCCGCAAAGGGCGCUCGCCUGCAGGGGUACGCGAAGCUGCAAGCCGUCUGACGGCUGAGAGGGAGAGACGCGAGGCGCGAGACCGAGGUGAGAGAAGACUCUCCAGAGAGAGAGAAGGGAGCAGGAAGUCGAGAGAGAGGGGAGACGGAAGGAGGUUGAGAGACCGAGGCGAGAGGAGACUUUCCAGAGAGAGGGAAGGGAGAAGGAGGUCGAGAGACCGAGGUGAGAGAAGACUCUCCAGAGAGAGAGAAGGGAGAAGGAAGUCGAGGGAGAGGGGAGACGGAAGGAGGUCGAGAGAUCGAGGUGAGAGAAGACUGUCUAGAGAGAGAGAAGGGAGAAGGAAGUCGAGAGAGAGGGGAGACGGAAGGAGGUCGAGAGACCGAGGUGAGAGAAGACUGUCCAGAGAGAGAGAAGAAAGAAGGAGAGGUUCAGGCCAGAGAGAGAGGAGACGCAGCGAUGGCAGCGAGGAGGCAGGGCGAGAUGGAGAAGGACGGAGAAGAGAGCGGGAGGGUGUUUCUCAGAACCGGGAGUCGAAGAUCGAGAGUCUGACCUCGCACAAUGGGAGAUACCAGAACGGCGAAAGCGAGAGAGAAGACGCGAGUUGCGGAGAGCGGCGCCAUCCGACACAGCAACCUGCCUCGGGCAGGAAGAACGAAGGCCUGUCGUCGGGAGAGGCGCUGGCAGCUGUCGAGCGACUCCACGCGGAGAAGAAGCGCGAGCACGAGAGACGCAGAGAGAAGCAUCGUGAAGAGGAACAGCGUCGCGCAGAGACCGAGAAGGAGGCCUUCGCCGCGGACGUCAGUCGCAGACGUGAGGAAAACGAGCACCAAGUGUCUCUGCAGAGGGCAGGUCAGAUCCUCGCGCUUGCUGCGCAUGCAGCGACGUUGCCUGUCAACGGCGCCGCGCCUCUCGACUUCCAACAUUUGACGCCUUUCGUGCCGCCGCCUCUCUCUGCAGCGGCCUCGGGAGCGCCUUUCCCCCAUGCGUCUCGAGACUCUGCAUUCUCAAGAGAGAACGGAGACAGGUGGAGAGAAGAAGACGACGAAGGGUUGAGUCGGCGGAAUGGAGGCUGUCAGGUCAAGAGAGAAGAGAGGCGAGGCGCGAGAGAGGAGAACGUUUUGGACAGGAACUCUGCAGUUGCCAGGGAGACAGGUGAUGGACGUUGGUCUGGAAGACAAGCGAGAGAAGGAGAGAGUGCGAGUCCGCCUGCAUCGGGACGAGACGGCGCAGGGGCGAGAGGCCGGCGGCUCGGCAGCGGAAGAGAGGCGUCUGCAGAGGCAAGCAACGACGCAGAGAGAACUGGGCUCGACCGAGAGCGAGAUGGAGAGAGAGACGCGCGACUCGAGUUUUCGAGAGGCAGCUUGGAGAGAGAUGGCGGACGACAGCGCUUUGCUUGCCGGGAGCGGGGGCCAGAGCCGGGAGAGAAAGACCGCUUCAGCGACAGGCGAGAAGAGCGAGAGACCUUUCGAGGUUACGGCAGAGAGCGAGAAGGUCGACUCGCAGGCGCCUUUCCAGGAAUACUUCCCUUCGGACCGAACUUCGACAAAGAAGAAUGGACGCGACUUCUCGACUGGCAGUCGUGGAGACGCGACGCACGAAAAAAACGCGACUUCGACCCCGACAGUCUCUGGACCGACCAGCGCGAACUCUCCCCCACUCGAUGGAAAACGCAUCCCUCCUCGUCUUCUGCGUCGUCGGCUUCUGCUGCCUCCGCGUCUGCUUCUUCGACGCGAGAGAACGCGGGAGGGGAGCAGGGCAAAGACUCGGAGGAAGAGCGGACGCGCGAGCGAGACGCGAAGAGGCAUGCGGGCAUGACGGAGGAGGAGAAGAAGACGGAGGCGGCUUGGAGAAAGAAGAUUCAGGCGCUAGAGAAGGCAGGGCGGCGGGAACCGAGCAGCGACGCAGACGCGACAGCGAGAAAGAAGACGCGGAAGACGAAGCAGGAACGCGAGAGCUCGAGCGAGUCCGAGGAAGAUGUAAAGGUGCCUGCAACGCGCGUCCCCGGCAUGGACGGCUCUGCGCUCGAAAAAUGCAUCGCCGAAAAUGACAAAGCGAGGGAAGAAAAAAUGCAAAAAUGGCAGGCCAAGGAGGAAAAGAGGCGACGCAAACUUAUGAAGGAGACGAAAGAACUCGAGGAACUCGAGCUCGAAGAGGCGUGGAAGAAGGCAGGACCGAAAGACUUUGUGAAGAGCGCGUCGUUCAAAGGGCCGCGCCCAGGCUUCGUCUUCCACACUGGGGAGGCGGGGACUGGAUACUACAAAGACCGACUUUCGAUUAAGAAACUCGUCGCAGACGGCGUGAUCGCAGUGAGUGGCGCGCAACUCGUCCUCGCGAUGAAGAAGGAGACGCGCAACAGCUCUGCAGACGAGAAAAAGAAGAGCAAGAAGAAGAGCAAGAAGACGAGCAAGAAGACGAGCAAGAAGACGAGCAAGAAGAAAGGGAAGAAGAAGAGGAGGAAGCAGGACUCCAGUGACUCAGACUCCGACAGCGAUUCGAGCGACUCCAGUGACAGUGGGAGCAGUCGGGCAAAGAAGCGAGGGAAGAGCAGAAAGAGGAGGCGCGUCUCUUCGAGUGAGAGCAGCAGCGAAGACAGCGAGGAAAGCGCAGUGGAGAGAGAAGACAGCCCCGACAGAAAUGCGCCGAAGGCGCUGCGUCCGAACGUGGCGGUCUUGGAAGCUGCGCUCGCAGAAAAAAAGGCUGCAGAUGCGCUCGCGAACGCAGCACUUGGCGAGUUUUCCGAUGAAGACGAGGAUGACGCGUUCGGGCCAAAUCCACUAGGUGUCAACAGCAAACUCGCUGCCCGGAACGUCGAUUAUGGUGGGGCUCUGCGUCCGGGAGAAGGUGCCGCCAUUGCUCAGUACGUGCAGGAAGGGAAGCGUAUUCCCCGUCGUGGUGAAGUCGGUCUGACGGCGGAUGAGAUCCAGGCGUUUGAAGACCUCGGUUAUGUCAUGAGUGGCUCGAGACACCGUCGCAUGAACGCCAUUCGUAUUCGAAAAGAAAACCAAGUAUACAGCGCAGAGGAGCAGAGAGCGCUGGCGAUGUUCAACUACGAAGAAAAGGCGAACCGCGAGGCGCAGCUCAUCAACGACCUCCGCGACAUGCUCAAGAGGCAGAACGAGACUCUGGCUGUCGAGGAGAUGGAGGAGAAAUUGGGGAAGAAAGAAUAAAAAGGGAGCACUUCGCUGUAUUCUCUUGUUAUCCGAUUCACCCUGUCUCUGUUGCGGAAAGGGGGGUUUCGUUUCCUCUCUUUAGUCCGUGUCUUCUUUUUUUUUCUUCUCUCUGCAGUCACAUGGUUGCUUCUUUUGUGCAAGUCAAGUUUCUCGAAAGGACUUUCUGUCCGUCUUGCUUCUUUUCUCCUUCAGUGGUCGUUCUAGGAUUUCUGUGCAUUUCUUUGCCCUUGUCGCUACCCCGUUCUCUGUCUACUUCUUCGCUUUCAGUGGCCGAACGUGGUGAGAUAGGAGAACUCAACGUUCCGUACGCACAGGCAGCAGAGAUGCACGGCUGUCUCGUCACUCUGUCUGCCUUUCUCGGUUCCCCGUAAACCGUUUUCCGAGCUUCCAGAUGUUGCUUUGUGUGUCGUGUCUCUUAAUGCCUCGGGUCUCCCCGUUAAACCGGUUUCGUUCUUCGAAACACCGCGAGCACUUCGUUGUGUUCCUUUUUUCCCUAGAAGGCAGCAACCAAAAAACAAAAGUGAACGUCUCUUUCCUUUCCUCGAACACAGCACACUCUGCAGCGCCUCUUUCCACGC